Messenger RNA from Ilyonectria robusta, 1693 nucleotides. RefSeq lists its product as uncharacterized. Lineage: Eukaryota; Fungi; Ascomycota; Sordariomycetes; Hypocreales; Nectriaceae. The coding region runs from base 178 to 573 and encodes 131 amino acids. The transcript has a single exon. The record is from RefSeq and is a predicted model, not a curated record.
GUUCAACAUAAAUGUUCUCAGUCGUAGGCAGACCAUGACAUGUAGUCGGCCUAUCAAUCCUGCCUUGUCAAAACAUUUUGUUCUUUGGCCAUGGUACUGCACAGCCGCCUCGGAAUUCCGCCAUGAGGCGCUAUCGUGUGUGAGGAGAUCCCCUCGCUUGCCACCCCAUCUCCGUUGAUGGACAAACUACCAGUGCCGAGACCAACUUGGGGACUGCUCUCAGGCGAUUGUGGCACCAGGAUUGCAAUCGACAUCUUAGGAUGGAUUCUCUGUAUCGACCAGUCCGGGAUUGUCGAGAUAUCGCAUCAGGUCAAUCUGAUGGAGGAGAUUUACUCCCACUGCUCACAUAGAAUCCUUUGGCUUGGAGAAUAUUCCGACUUUACAGAUAUGCCACGACGUAUCCAGAAUACCUUGCCGAAUCAGCAACUCCCAGUCCAUGAGGUGUCAGUUACUCAUCAGGCAGGUCCUCAUGCCACCGAAGCUACCGUCGCCGAGGAGGAAGCAACCAAGGUAUUUAAGCUCGUAGAAAUAUUUGCGACUGGUGGUCAUUCAACCUCAAAUAAGAAUCUGUAGACCACAGUAAACAAGAGGAACUUCGAGCGCUUGGGAGCCUUGCGGACCUCAGAUGAUGGCAAUACAUUUGGACUGCGCAGGAAUUAAUCCUACCUACACAGGCUACAUUUGUCUCUAGCACCUUAGACUGCCGUUGUCUAAGAUGAUACAGCUUUUCCGAAGCCAUCCGACAGUCUUUCGUCGACAAAGCUGUGACAAUGAUCAGACUGUUGGCGCUUUAUGAGUCAGAUUGGUGCUAUCCCCGCCACGUCAGACAUGGUCAUGCAGAACCCGAUGGCAUCAAACCCUUGGCAAACACGAGAGCUUUACUAUUCUCAAUUUGUCCCGCUCUUGACAAGAGCUAGAGGCACAAAAGCUUCGCUCUGCUAGCUCUGGGUGAUACAGUGUGUGCGGAUUAUUCUCUUUUGGAGACAGGUACCCUGGUAAUUCGCAAUUCAAUCACUGUUAGAGGGAGCCUACACAUUAUGCUAAGGGACACCGAGGUCCAAAGGUUUCUUGGUUUACCAUCUUGGGUUUUAGACUGGUGUGCCGACCAGGAUGAGGUAAUUUUGGGGCCUGAUAGGGCAUGGCUCACGUUGUAUCGAUACACAAUGCAAGUGCUUGAGAGCCAGGCAUGAUAAGGGAAUCCCCUAUGGAGUCAGUGUUGUAUUUGCAGAGACUGUUGGCUGACCAAAUUUCCGAUGCUGGAGCCGGCUUGACCCUUUGGGUGAUGAAAUUCUCAACGUACUAGAUUAAUGGAGGGUUAUUGUUAACAGGGUUUGCGAAGCUAACUACACUUAUCCCCCUAGAGUGACAUAUGAAGAUCGCUUCUGGCGAUUGAUGAUGGCAGACAUUCAAUAUGAACUUCAGAGUAAGGGAGAAUACACCAGCCGGCUGCUCCAAGGAUGAGGCAGAAGGCAAAAAGUCAUGGAAGAGAGAGUGCUUGCUUGUGCCGAAUUGGCCACUGUCUUCCUAGCCAAGCGGUUCUUUGUUAUCGAAAGGGUUGAUAGGACUGGGGGCCAGAACAUGAGGGUCAGAGAUGCCGUUCACAUUGCGCUCAACUGUAGCAGACCAAGGCGCCCGUUGCCAUCAGGAAUAUGUUGUACAUGCAUAUGUUUACGGGAUCAUGGGCGGAGAGGUG